GUAUUAAAUGUGGAAGGAACAGGGGGUUAGUACCCCUCCAUCCCUUUUGAAAAAUGAAGCAAAUAGCUGAUAGCUGCACAAUUCGGUAUUUUCCUAUCUGACUGUGAUUUCUUUGAGACCUGUUUCAAGUUAUUAGUGUAAAGAAGUGUAAGUGACUGCUCUACUUGAUCACAAUGGUGGACACUGAAAACCAGCUCUAUCCCCUCACUCCCUUGGAGGAGGAGGAUAUAGACAGCCCUUUAUCUGGAGAGUUCCUACAAGAUAUGGAGAACAUUCAAGACCUCUCUCAGUCUCUAGGUGAUGAUAGUUCUGGAGCUUUAAGUUUGACAGAGUUCCAGUCGCUGGGAAAUGGUCCAGGAUCUGAUGGAUCAGUUAUAACAGACACCCUUUCACCAGCAUCCAGUCCCUCGUCCAUUAACUUUGCCACAGCUCCAGGUAGCAUAGAUGAAUCAACCAGUGGAGCAUUAAACAUUGAAUGUAGAAUUUGUGGGGAUAAAGCCUCAGGCUACCAUUAUGGAGUACAUGCUUGUGAAGGCUGUAAGGGCUUUUUCAGAAGAACAAUUCGUUUGAAACUCAUCUAUGAUAAAUGUGAUCGCAACUGCAAAAUUCAGAAAAAAAACCGUAACAAGUGCCAAUACUGUCGUUUUCAAAAGUGCCUUUCAGUUGGAAUGUCACAUAAUGCAAUACGUUUCGGACGAAUGCCAAGGUCUGAGAAGGCCAAGCUGAAAGCAGAAAUUCUAACAGGUGAAAAUUAUGUAGAAGAUUCAGAAAUGGCAGAUCUGAAAUCACUUGCCAAAAGAAUUCAUGAUGCUUACCUGAAAAACUUCAACAUGAACAAGGUUAAAGCCAGAAUCAUCCUUGCAGGGAAAACCAAUAACAAUCCACCAUUUGUUAUACAUGAUAUGGAUACCUUGUGUAUGGCAGAGAAGACCCUGGUGGCAAAAUUGGUAGCCAAUGGGAUUCAGAACAAGGAAGCAGAAGUUCGAAUCUUCCACUGCUGCCAGUGUACAUCUGUGGAGACUGUCACAGAACUCACUGAGUUUGCUAAAUCCAUCCCUGGCUUCUCCAACCUUGACUUGAACGAUCAGGUGACGCUACUAAAAUACGGAGUUUAUGAAGCCAUAUUUGCCAUGUUAGCAUCUGUGAUGAACAAGGACGGGAUGCUGGUCGCCUAUGGGAACGGCUUUAUAACCCGGGAGUUCCUCAAAAGCCUGAGGAAGCCUUUCUGUGAUAUAAUGGAGCCCAAAUUUGAUUUCGCCAUGAAAUUCAACGCACUGGAUCUGGAUGAUAGCGAUAUAUCCCUUUUCGUUGCUGCCAUCAUUUGCUGUGGAGAUCGUCCUGGUCUUGUGAAUGUAGGACACAUUGAAAAAAUGCAGGAGAGCAUUGUGCAUGUACUGAAACUUCACUUGCAAACCAACCAUCCUGAUGACAUCUUCCUCUUCCCAAAACUUCUCCAGAAGAUGGCUGACCUCCGACAGCUUGUCACAGAGCAUGCUCAGCUGGUUCAGAUAAUUAAGAAGACUGAAUCUGAUGCACAUUUACACCCUUUACUACAGGAAAUCUACAGGGAUAUGUAUUAAGGACUUCUAGUAUUUUUUUCCACAAUAUUUAAAGACAGAGCAAUACAGAUGGGAGCAAAACUACUCGCACAGUUAUGUGCUGUUCACUCAGCCCAGAGCAGAAAAGAUCUAAAACUGGGGAACUGGAGUGUUGCACUUCUUUUGGUUUGGGAGCUUUUGUCUUCUUUUUAAAAGAGUUCUGCAAGAAAAUACUGAUCAGAGUGCUCAUGAAGUGUUUUACAAUGGUUCUUUUAUUUGGAAAGUUGAAGAUUGGUAAGGAAUACGUAUUUGUAUAAUAAAUCAGAAUGUUAAGUAACAGAAAUGAA
Acanthisitta chloris (rifleman) is the source of this 1885-nucleotide messenger RNA. It is a transcript of the gene PPARA, whose product is annotated as peroxisome proliferator-activated receptor alpha. The coding region runs from base 174 to 1580 and encodes 468 amino acids. Gene Ontology annotation, cellular component: nucleus. Gene Ontology annotation, molecular function: zinc ion binding; RNA polymerase II cis-regulatory region sequence-specific DNA binding; nuclear receptor activity. The record is from RefSeq and is a predicted model, not a curated record. Lineage: Eukaryota; Metazoa; Chordata; Aves; Passeriformes; Acanthisittidae. Gene Ontology annotation, biological process: negative regulation of inflammatory response; hormone-mediated signaling pathway; negative regulation of transcription by RNA polymerase II. The transcript is spliced from 7 exons.